AUGGCGCACGCGCAUCCUCGUGCGAUCAGGAAUGCCACUCUGGCCGCACUGACCGUCUGCUCGGCUGCCGCCCUGGGCCUGGCCGAGAGCCUCGAGAUCAGCGCCGACAGAAGCCGUGUCAGCAGGACGGGCCGGAUUCGUGGAGGCGUCGUCUCCACCGAGAUGGUGGUGGUGGAAUCGGAAGCAGAGCGGAAGCAGAAGCGUGGAGAUUUCAACAUCACCAGCGCUGCCGAGAAGCUGGAGUCCCGGGUUCGCCUGGAGUCCAAAGACAUGACGUGGCCGCAGGACAGUUUCGUGAAGUGCCUCGAGGGUAACAACCAGACCGCGUCCAAGGCCCUUCGGAUGAAGCAGUGCCUGGUGGCCAACCAGGCGCGGUGCGAGAGCCCCAGGGUGCAGCCAGUCUGCGCCUGGGCGGCCGGCUUCGGCUCGGGCAUCCACAUGUGGGUGCACUCCCUCACCUACGCGCUGGAGAGCGGGGCCACGUGUGGGUACCCACUGGGCCGUGGUCGUACGUGGACGAGCAGCGGUGUCCCGACGUCGGAGGCGUGCCAGCUGGCCAGAGCUGCUAUUUCAAGGAGGUGA
This is a messenger RNA of Prorocentrum cordatum, 582 nucleotides long. Lineage: Eukaryota; Dinophyceae; Prorocentrales; Prorocentraceae. The record is from the annotation of a GenBank genome assembly.